AUGUCCAACACAACCAGAGUGAAUGCAUUUCUACUUCUUGGAUUUUCUGAAAUACGGAAUUUUCAGAUUAUAUACAGUGUGAUUUCUCUUGCCAUAUAUUUAGGAGUUCUGGUGGGAAACAGCCUUAUCAUUAUUGCCAUAGGUUUUGAAUGCCACCUCCAUAAACCCAUGUAUUUCUUUCUGAUGAAUUUAUCUCUUGCAGACAUAGGGUUUGUUUCUGUAACUAUUCCUAAAUCUAUAUUCAAUUCACUUUUCAACACACAAUGGAUUUCUUAUUCUGAAUGUGUCAGCCAAGUAUUUUUCCUGAUCUUUUUCAUGGCAAGUGAUUUUGCUUUCCUGACUGUAAUGGCAUAUGAUCGGUAUGUUGCCAUCUGUAGUCCUUUAUAUUAUGAAACUGUGAUGAAUAAGGAGACCUGUAUCCAUAUGGCAAUCAUUUCAUGGAUUGCUGCCCUUUUGUAUGCACUGUUGCACACUGUUGGCACCUUUACAAUGACUUUCUGUUCAAAAAUCAUUGAUCAAUUUUUCUGUGAAAUCCCACAGUUACUUAAAAUAUCUUGUUCUGGUAGUAAUGUCAUUGAAAGUGUGGUCCAUCUCAUUGGUGCAUGUUUAUCAUUUAUGAGCUUUUGUUUUAUAAUUUUUUCAUAUGCAAAAAUCUUCAGAGCAGUGACAAGAAUCCCCUCCAUUCAGGGAAAGAAGAAAACCAUUUCCACUUGUUCACCACAUUUCCUUGCAGUCUCCUUAUUUCUUUUCACAACUUCAUUUGCCUAUCUGAAGCCUACCUCAAACUCAUCACAUAAUCUUAAUUUGGUAGCUUCUGCAAUCUAUUCUGUGGUUCCACCACUGAUGAACCCAAUCAUCUACAGCUUGAGAAAUAAACAAAUCAAAACAGCACUAAGGAAACAUCUUCCUUCUAAGAAGGCUUCUUUUCAUGUCCACUAA
Molecule: messenger RNA, 939 nt
Organism: Thamnophis sirtalis
Lineage: Eukaryota; Metazoa; Chordata; Lepidosauria; Squamata; Natricidae
Product: olfactory receptor 14A16-like
Biological process (GO): G protein-coupled receptor signaling pathway
Cellular component (GO): membrane
Molecular function (GO): G protein-coupled receptor activity; olfactory receptor activity
Source: RefSeq, a predicted model, not a curated record